Messenger RNA from Mya arenaria, 5646 nucleotides. RefSeq lists its product as uncharacterized. The transcript has 10 exons. The record is from RefSeq and is a predicted model, not a curated record. The coding region runs from base 83 to 2707 and encodes 874 amino acids. NCBI's taxonomy places the organism in Eukaryota, Metazoa, Mollusca, Bivalvia, Myida, Myidae.
AAAAAAAUCGAGCAAAUACAGGAAACAAACUUAGUUGUUGUUUAUUAACUUAUCUGGCUCUCACAAGAGGACUGAUUACAAAAUGGGAGAUGAGUUUGGUGGAGCCAAACCUAAACUUCCAAGUGGUAGUAAAAAAACAAAGUCAAAGAAAUCACAUGAUGACAAAAUAAAUAUACAGAAUGGACAACCUCAAUCCCUGGAACAAAGCCCACCUUUGAAUGGUUACCAUGGUGUCAGCAGGGUACAAGAUUAUCUUGUUGAUGAUGAUAUGUAUAAUAACAGGAAAGUGGACAAUAAAGAUUCAGUUAAAAAAAAUGACUUUGAAAUGAUGGAUGCUAAAUAUAAAGAUCUAGUUUUAUCUACAGAACAAGAAUAUUUGUCAGCUAAAGAAAGAUGGAAAAAGUCUGGGCAGGCAUUAAGGAAGUAUUUCACAGAGAAACUACGGUUUAAAAAUGAGAGACAAGUAGAAAAGGGAAAACGUUUGGUACACAGUUCCAAACCUUCCAACAAGCAUGUCAGUAAAAAAGUGCAAUUAAAGUCUGCAAGUUCCGAAGGCACUUCUAAAGGAAUUCCACGUUCAAAAUCAUUCCUGGAGAGGAUGGGGUUCAAAAAAGAUACAAGAACUAUUGAAGAGAAACUAGACUCAUUAAGGUUAAAAGUUUCCAAAAGUUUUGAUUCAUCAAGUGCAUAUGAAUCAAACACAUCAUAUACUGACUUUGGUCUUAGACAGGAUUCCGGUUCAAGACUGGAUUCUGGUUCAACAUCAGAGUCACCAACUCCUAGAAGCUUUCCUGGCAAAAGCCCAAUAAAAUCGGUCUUGAGUAGUACUAAUAAUACGCAGUGUAAUAAUUCAACCUCUAAACCUCCUAUAUGCGCCAAAAAGAAAAGUAGAGCUUUUCCGUCAUGUAAUAAAAAAGAAAAAAAGUCGAGCUCAAAGGAGAAAAGUAAGAAGGUAAAAAACAAAGAUAAGACAUCAUCCUGCAGUCCUCUAAGGUUGAGGAAAGAAACCAAAGUUUCGAGUGAUGAAGAUUAUGAGCUGGUUUUUGAUCCGGAGUAUGAUGAAGUUGUUAGGAGACCAAGAAGGACAAGACAAGCCCACGAUUCUCCAGUUCAAGAUAGACAACUCACAAGCACCACUUCAAAUAUUGUAGCCGGUUUACAAUAUGCUCUCCCUUACCUCCCAGAACGAUUCAGACGACAGACACAAACCAGUCAAGAAGAUGAACAUCCUGGAACCAGUCAAACUGUUUCGAAGCAAAAGUCGAAUGGAGCCCCAAGUUCAAAAAGUAAAACAAAGAAAAAAAGUGAAGAAAAGGAUGAAAGUUGGAAAAAAAGGCUGGAUCAUUGGGCAAAUGAGACACAAGAUGAUGAGGAAGAAUGUUACGAUAAUUUAAAUGGAAGGUUGUUUGCAUUAUCGACAAUAAGAAAUAAUGAUAAUAGCCAAACACAUGAGCAACAAGAUGUGUUAGAAAGGCUAAAUUUUGAGACAUCUCUUAACGAUCCAUUCCAUGUGAGGGAAAGCAGGAAUAACUCUCAAAGUGUUGAAAUAUGUUCUGGUUUGUUAGACUUAGUUAAAGACAUUGAUGAACCUUUUACGGAUUCAGGAGAGUUUGGAAAUGAAAGCGAAUCUAAUCAAAGAUACUGUGAUAGAUUGUUAGAUAUUUCUAGUCAUGAAAACUCAAAUAGACCAUCAAGUAGGUCAUUUUGUUUGCGUAGGUCAAGGAGUAGUGAUAUUUGGCUGCCUGAUGCAAGAUUGUCUAGCCUUUCAUCGCCGUCAGACGGAAAUUUUGUUCCGCUUGAGGAAGACAGUCAUGACAGUCGAGAAUCGGACGAAGAUUUGGACCAAAAAUAUGUGGAGCAGAUUCUACAGCGCUGCAGAGCCAGGGGAGACAAUUCAGAAACAAGCACUACAGAAGGGAGACCAUCCUCGAUUCAUUUGACGCUUAGAGGUCGAGCGGGAAGUAGACGAGGGAGCAGAGACAAUGAUAGCGAAAUGGGGAUCAGAUCAGGAAUUGAGGACGACAGUUCUUCCACGCCAACAGAGGGCGCUGAUACAAGGUCUUGGCUGACAAUGCCGUCCUCUGAUUCCAGUUUGGACGCUGAUGAUGAAUUUGAAUGUGAAUGCGAACAUUGUCAGUUACUACGGCAACACGGUCAUAGGUCAAGCCAGAUUGACCUUACUCAGCCCUUGACCCUUGACCUUUUGGAAAGGUCAACCUAUGACCUUUCAGGCGCUAUGGAGAUGGCGCAUGGUGAACUUGAUGUACAGGCACCAACAUCAGCUGAUAGUAGCUUUGAUUCUGACCAGCUUAGGCGGAUGUACAUGGAUGACUAUGAUUACCUGCUAAUGGAGAGGCCAUACAAUGAACUAGAUUGGCUCGAUAUUGAUAACACCCCACUCUCUGUCAUGUUAGAGGAUGUUAUACAACAGAUGUUAUCUGUACAGCCCGAGUUGCUAGCAGACCAGGCCACACCCCCAGCUCCAAGUAUCGUCAUAGAUAUGCUACCUACUGUCACUUUGACACAACAACUUAUUGACCACCACCAAUCUUGCUCCAUCUGUCUGUGCCCGUGUGAACUGGAGGAGAUCAUGACCCAGUUGCCGUGCCAACACAUCUUUCAUCCCAUCUGUAUACAGGCCUGGCUUAGUAAGUCGGGAACAUGUCCAGUUUGCCGAGGAAAGGUCUCGAGACAAGAAAGCUGCUAGGAAUUAUAUUUGGACGUUGUUAUUUAAUUUUGAUACAUUGUGCUACACUUUUGUUAAUAAUUGUUAAACAGUACUCAUUGUGACUAAGCAUCAAAUCAAAGUAUUUGCUACAAAAUGAUGCUUUUAAUAUUGUUGAGAAUUUUAGGCCAAUAUAAAUUCAUUGCUAGAUUUUCAUCCCCGCCCGCCCCCUCAUUUUCCUGCAGCCCCUUAAAUUUUAUUGACUCGAAUAAAAAUGUUGAACCAGGGUCUGUUUUUGCGAAGCUGUGUGAUCCUGUCUGGGAAUGGCAUUUUUUCAUACCAGCUGGUGUCGAUGUAAACAUUCACAUAUAAAAUGGGUGAUUUUAGUAUGAUGGUGUUCUUGGUUUGUCCAGAAACAUGUGUUAACAUGUGUUUAUGGUUAAUUAUGCAAUAAAAAAGAGCAUGAACACAUAUUUGACGGUGAUACAGUCAUCUAAGAAAAAUACAAAAUAAAAUGUUUACCCGCGCUUCAGUUUAAAAAAAAAAUGGAUACAAAUCUAGCAAUUAAUUUUUAUUGGCCUGAUGUUUAAUUUUAAAUCACAUUUUGAAAUCGAAUAUAUAAAAAUCGUGCUUGUUAGGCGAUAGAACUACAAUAUUGAUACUGUAUUUCAUUCCUAAUUCUUUUGAAACCUGUUUUUCAAGCAUUGAUUGCCAAAUUUUGAUAAUAACAUUUUAUCUGCUUAGUUUGGUUGAAUGUAAUUGCAUUGUCAUUAAUUCAAUUUACUGUGAUUUUUAGCCUGUUUGUUAUUCAAAGAAAAAACUCAUUGCACUCUAGUGGCGGCUAAAUCCGCCCAAAAAUAUUAUUUGUAUAUGCGAUAUGGUACAAAGACUGUCCUGCAUAUAUAUCAGGUUUUACAAAGAACAUUAAAUCAUUCACAUGACUAGUAAUAAACAAUAUAACAUGAUUAUUAAUUAAUUAAUCAAUAAUUUCUCACUGGCUCGUUACAUAACAUACUGAUUGGGUCCGUAUCGUACAAAAAGCUAAGUUAUUGUUAUGGCCUCGGUAUCAUUGUCCUCUAUGUUCUUGCGCAAAACUUUAAUUUUGAGCCAUAACUCAAAAAUGAUAGUCAUGAAACUUGGUACACAUGUUGCCUGAGACUACACACACAUGUAAAGCAAGGCCCGUAAUUCUGGCUUCAAUAGUGGUUAAGUGUUUAUGAAACUUUUUUGGGCAUUUCUUCAUGUUUUAUUGAUAGUUAGCGAAUUUAAUGUCCUCUCUUCAAUAAAGGAAGGGACCUGGGGCUAUUUCAUCAAAGAUUUUAGUUGUAAAUGGAAAUUAUGUUAGUGCCACAGGUUCAUUAUUUAACUACAUAUUUGUGUGGAUUCACUUUAAGCCAACAAUUAAAAUGAGGACGAAGUGAAGGAAAUAAGACCAAUCAAUGAAUUGUCAUUUGUGACGUUUAUAUAGAUAUAAGAUAAUUAAAGUUAGGACUAAAAUCCUUUAUUUAUAAACAGUUCCCUGGGUUAGUAAUCACAAAACAUCUUAAAGGGACUUGCUCAUGUUUUGGCCUCUUUUUUUCCCUGAUAAUGCAUCUGAAAACACUCACAGGUAUAUUGGAACUAUUUUACUCUUUGAUACUGAAAUUGCAGUAAAUACACUAAAAGUAUAAAAAAAAUAUUCUGGUUUUAUUGGGGCGCAAACCCCCGCCAGUACAGUAAAGGAAAGUUAGAAAACUGACAAGAAAACCUCACUCCCAUAGCGACUGGUACAAAAACAUAUGGAUAAAUUGACCUUGAAGCCUUCUGUUGAAUCGCGUUACUAAAGCCAUGAAAAUUUGCUGACUUUAUUUAGACAAUAUUUGAGCAUAUAUCAACACUUGUUAAGAAGUUCAUGCUGUCAGUAUCUUAGUUAUAACACUCCUAAUGAUUUGCCACACUUUAUUUUGUCAUACAAAACAUUGCCUUUUACAAAAAUAUCAGCGAGUCCUUUAUAAGUCAUUUGAGACAAGGACUUUAGAUCUUUAAUGAAUACCAGCCCAGUUGGCUUAACCACCAGUAUUUGCAACAUAAUUGAAACAUGCUUUAAACGAAAGUUUCUAAAGUCACAAUUAAAAGAAAGAUGGCAAUUUACAUAUACUUAAGUUAAUUUAAAUAUUUGUAUGAUUGUAUUACAAAGUAUCUGUUUAUCAUUAUUUAAGACUGUUCCCAUUUUUUUUUCAAACUUAUUCCCAAUGAAACAUUGCCAAAACUUUAAUUAUCGCAUGUACUACUAAAAAUUAUUUCAUUUGCAACCAUAUUGAUAUAACUGCCACUACCCAAUACCUAAGGUACAUGAUUUCAAUCUGCAGCAAAUUGUUUUAUAAGUGAUUAAUCUUUUGGUUUAAAUGGUUGUAGUUAGCCAAAAAGUAUACUGAUUGGUCAAUAUUUAUCCAAAAAUGACUAUUAACCAAUCAAAUUAUUGCAAUUCUGCAAUCUUACCUUAUACAAUAUGCUUCAGCUUAUCUUCUUAGUUUUAAAGCUCCACUCUCACAAAUUUGACUGUUUUAACAACUUCAGCUUACCUUCUUAGAUUUAAAGCUCCACUUUCACAGAUUGACCGUUUUAACAACUUCAGCUUACCUUCUUAGAUUUAAAGCUCCACUCUCACAGAUUGACCGUUUUGACAACUUUUGGAAUGAACCAAUUUUUCCAUAAGUAUCUGAGAGAGUGCAGCUUUAAUGGAAUGUGAACUGUGCGUGGCAAUAUAGGUGGACCCAAUCUAUUUCCAUUCUGUGAUGAAGCAAAGUGCACAUUUAAAGGUCAUUUAAAGGUCAGCUUUGUAGCAGGGUUCACACAGGAAGAACUUGAUUUUAAGGAUGCUUAGUGAAAAAUGCUUAAAUUUGUAAUUAACUCAAAAAACAAAUAACUUGAGUUUUUACAUUGCCUUUAAAACUGUUUGAAAAGUGCUUGUAUUUUCGGAAAAAGUCCUUUAAUUUCCUUGU